This is a messenger RNA of Nycticebus coucang (slow loris), 7481 nucleotides long. RefSeq names its product outer dynein arm docking complex subunit 1 (gene ODAD1). Gene Ontology annotation, biological process: cilium movement; outer dynein arm assembly. The transcript is spliced from 15 exons. Gene Ontology annotation, cellular component: axoneme. The record is from RefSeq and is a predicted model, not a curated record. Lineage: Eukaryota; Metazoa; Chordata; Mammalia; Primates; Lorisidae. Bases 586 to 2871 code for a protein of 761 amino acids.
GUCGCGCAUGCGUCGUGAGCCGCUGCGAGACACUGAAGCUGUAGUGAGCGCUCCUGCCCCUCUUGCGCCCGCCUUCGGCACUGCCUCCCUGCUAACCGAUCCUUAAAAUAACGCGAUCUUACUCUGCUUGAGACAGGCACCUCUCUGUACCCAAAGCCCAGACGUUUCCCUCCAGGCCCUGUCAGCUCUUGCCUCUUUUGGAAACACACAGCCCGCGACACUCUUGAGACCCUCACGCCCCAAGCUCCCCCUAUAGAUCAUCCCGACCUCCCCCAGACCCUCCUGGCCUGCGCGCCUCCCUUUUAGCCCGCCCUUGACACGUUAGAGCCAGCGCCCUGUAGCACGCUCAGGUCGCCCCUCGCAGCCCUUCUACGAGGCCUCUGGGCCUUCCCAGCCCCGCCCCUCUGAGGGCACCCCGGCCCUUCAGUGCUCGGCCUCUGUCACGACCUGAGUCCCUCCCUGGCCGCUGUCCUCGGCUCUCAUUGGGUUCUUAUCUCCCCAGUAACCAGACCACAACAGUGAGCUUGGAGGAGGACCAAGGACAGGUCAGGCACUGCAGCAGGAGCCUCACCCUUCUUGGCCAAGAUGCCUUUGGGACUGUCAGCCGGGAGCGUCCGCUCCGAGGGGGGAAGUGAGAUUUUCUUGGAAGGACUGGAUUGGGAGCUGAGCAGACUGCAGCGACAGUAUAAGCUGAUGGAGGGAGAAAGGCAAACCUAUGGCAAAGAAGUCCACCAGCGCAUCAACAAGCAACUUGAGGAGAUCCAGCACUUGGAGGAGGUUCGGGCCAAGCUCCAUGUGCAGAUCGGUAUUGCCCAGAGCCAGAGCAAGAGACUUCAGGACAGUGAACGGCUGGAGACCAUGGACUGCCUAAUGAAGUGCCGGGGCCGGGUGCAGGGUGAGGUCGAGGAGCUGCGGGAGCAGAUCAGAUCCCUGGACAGACAGAUCCGGGAGUGGGAGAACCGGAUUUUUGCCUACAGUAAGGAAGUUAAGGCCCUGGGAUUUGCCCUGGAUCAGAAGUUCAAGAUACGGCGAAGGAUCAAGAUCCUAGAAGACCAGUUGGACAGGGUCACCUGUCAAUUUGAUAUUCAGCUGGUGCAGAAUGCUGCCCUGCGGGAGGAGCUGGAUCUGCUGCGGAUUGAGAGGAACCGCUAUCUGAAUGUGGACCACAAGAUGAAGAAGGAGAUCCGCCACCUGCAGCAGAUGGUCAGCGACCUCAUUGUUUCCUCCACCUCUGCCUACACUGUCAGGGAGGAGGCGAAGGCCAAGAUGGGCCUGCUUCGGGAACGCACUGAGAAGGAGGUGGCCCAGAAUGAGACGGAAAUGCAGGUCUUGCAGCGGCAGAUAGCACACUUGGAGCAGCUGCAUCGCUUCCUCAAGCUCAAGAACAAUGAUCGACAGCCAGAUCCUGCUGUCUUGGAGAAGCGAGAAAAACAUGCCCGGGAGAUGGCUGAAGGCCUCCGGAAGACCUCCCAGGAGAAACUCGUGCUGCGCUUCCAGGAUGCCCUGAACAAGCUGUCCCAGCUGACUGGGGAGAGCGACCCUGACAUGUUGGUGCAGAAGUACCUGGAGAUGGAGGAGCGCAACUUUGCUGAGUUCAACUUCAUCAACGAGCAGAACUCGGAGCUGGAGCACCUGCAGGAAGAGAUCAAGGAAGUGAGUGAGGCCCGCUCUUCCUACAUUCUCCCUCUUCCCUGUCUCCCCCUCUUCUCUGUGCCUCCCGUCCCCCUCCACUCCCUCACAGUUCUGCCCCCACUCUCCAUGCUGAGGGCCAGGCCCAGCAUUCAGCCCCUGUCCCCACAGUUGCAGAAGGCCCUGGUGGCUGCGCGCACCAAUGAGAGUAACUGCCAUUCACUGCAGCAGCAGCAACGCAAUGAGUUGCAGCAGCGCAUGGACAAAGUGUGCUUGGAGACUGAGCACCUCCAGGCCCGUGGCCAGGACUUGCGGGCUCAGGUGGAGAAGCUAAAGGCUGACAUCCAGCUUCUCUUCACCAAGGCCCACUGUGACAGCAGCAUCAUUGAUGACCUCCUUGGGGUCAAGGACCAUAUGCAAGAUCGGGACAUAGGCCUUUUCCUGGCCAUCAUUGAGAAGCGGCUGGUGGAAUUCCUGACGGUGCAGGCCUUCCUAGAUUCCCAGGGCUAUGUCUCCUUGGCUGAUGCUGCCCUCCUGGUUUUGGGCCAGAGCCUUGAGGAUCUUCCAAAGAAGAUGACUCCAUUUCCGCUCCCUGACAACCUAGAGGAUCCCCCAGGUUUUGAGGCCAAAGAUGACUAUCCUAUGAGCAAAGAGGAGCUGCUGAGCCAAGUGUUAAAGUUGAUGGCCCUCUCCGAGCAGGCCCCCGAGCUGAAUGAGGUUGCGAAGACAAACAAAGUUUUGAGUGCAGGCGUCUCCAGCACCCGGGGUACCACCUUAAGCACUGGUGCAGUCACAAGGGACCCCAGUGCUACCCGCGGGUCCAUCUUGAUCCAUAGGACUAACAAAGACCGUGGCACCAGCUCCACUGGCCGUGUCACUUUUGGCAUCCCUAGCUCCAGUACGGGCCAGUUGUCCAGCCGUGUCACUUUUGGUGACCCCAGCUCCAGUGCAGGCCCUGUGACCAUGGGCUCUACCAGUGCUAGUGGGGCACUGACAUCCAGCCGUGCUUCGAGUGGGGGCCGCGUGACCUUCGGACCCAUCAGCUCUAGCAGCUACCUGGGGUCCACUGGAUAUGUGGAUUCCAGCAGAGGUCUAGAAAGUGUUAGAAGUAGUAUAGAGAGCAGAGCCACGUCAGAAUUGAGUGGAGUCCGUGGGUCCAGCAGACACCGUGCCUCAAGUGCUGGCCCUGGCUCCAGCACUGGCCCUGGCUCCUCCACCAGCAAAGACUCCCGGUGCAACUAAUAGGGGCACCUAUCCCCACCUCCCCCUGGCUCCCUGAAGCAUCUUUUUUGUGUCUCUGUCUCCUAUUUGCUGUGUGACUUUCCUUCUUUGUCUCCUAGUUCCAGGUCUCUGUAUCUCUUUACCCCUCCAUCGGUUUCCAUUUGCCUUUUAUCUCCUCAUCUCUGCCACCUUGACAUGUCUGUUUUUGACCCUCCUUCCCCUUCUGUCUCCCAAUCUCCUGCUCUCUUAGUUUCCCUUUCAGUGCUUCUCUGUCCAGUCCCCAGUCUGCCUCUCCAGCUGUCUCUUUAGCCUUAACACCUCUGCUUAUCCCACCACCUUCUGCUUCUGGCUUCUUCUCUUCAUCUCUAUCUCUCAGAUUCUUCUUACAUCUUGUGCCCCUGUCUCCAUAGCUCCUCAUUCCUCACCCUUCCCAAGAUUCCUCUCCCCACUGAUGAGUGGGGAGAAAAUCAGGGCAAAGAUGUCAGGUUCAGCAUGAGCUGUGACCAUGGGAAAUAAAGGUGAGAGUCUGAUUUCUACCCCAGGCCGUUAACAAGUGUAUGUGUGAGAGAGCAAGCUUGAAACACAGCUCCUUCCUCUCCCUUCCUCCCAGGAGAAAACUUAUGACCCUGUCCAUAUUCCUUGCCAUUCUUUCUUUCAUUCUUCCACCUUUUUUGAGAACUCCACAUUUCAGGCUCUACAGGGAACUGGGAAAUAUAUCAGUCAGGAUAGGCUGGGUUAUGCUGCAGUAACAACAAACAAGCCCAGAAUCUCCAUGGCCUGGAUGCUGUAAACGUGUGUCUCCAUUGCGGGUCAGCUAAGAGCUCUGCUUCACAUCAUUCUUUGCCCCAGGCUGAAGGAACAGCCUUCAUCUGGAGUGUUGCCAGGUGGAAGAGGAAAAAUGGCAGAACAUGCAAUGACUCUUAAAGUUUUUACCUGGAUAUGACAUGUCACCUCCACUCACAUUAGAGCCAGAUGACUCACAUUAAUUAGCCAGGUGACUAUGCCUAAUUACUAAGGGGAGAGGGGAAGUGCAGUCUUCUCAUUGUGUGGAAGGAGAGAAAAGAAGGAUUAUUUGUGGACAGUCGUAAUGCCCACUGCAGGGUCACAAAGAUACAGCAAACCCAGACCCUGCAGUGGAGUGAGAUUAGAAUAUUAUGGAUAACUCUUUCCUGUAGUUGAGUCAUGCCAAGUACUCUGUUAAAAUAAAUCCAACUGGAUGGCGCCUGUGGCUCAAAGGAGUAGGGCACUAGUCCCAUAUGCCGGAGGUGGUGGGUUCGAACCCAGCUCCGGCCCCCUCAAAAAAACUGCAAAAAAAAAAAAAUAUAUAUAUAUAAUCCAACCAAAUCCAAAUUAAUUCAUCACUCACCUUCCUAAUUCAGGAAAGUAGUACUGUGAACCUCAUUCCUCUUCAAAUGGGGAAAUAACACAUAUUUAAGAGUAAACUGAAUUCAUAUAUGUAAAGCCUUAGAACAGUACCCAGCCUGCAGUAAAUCUUCAAAAAUACCUGUGAUUUUAACUAGGGUGACAACAAAAAUGAAAAUAAGUGGCCAGGUUAGGGUGCUCCUGCCUGUAAUUCCUAGCCCCCUGGGAGGCCAAGGUGGAUGGAUCACCUGAGCUCAAGUUUGAGACCAGCCUGAGCAAAAUGAGAAGCCCAUCUCUACUAAAAAUAGAAAAACUAGAUGGGUGUUGUGGCGGGCCCCUGUAGUCCCAGCUACUAGGGAGGCUGAGACAAGAGGAUGGCUUUAGCCCAAGAGUUUGAGGUUGCUGUGAGUUAUAACGCUACCAUAGCACUCAACCCCAGGGUGACUGAGGGAGACUCUUGUCUCAAAAAAAAAAAGAAGUGUCUUGUUUUCUCACAUGUUCAGAUAACUCAGCCUUACUCUCCUCUCAACUGACCCCAUAAUCCAGUGAAGUCUACCCAGUCAUCUGCUGGUAAAUAUUUAACAGCUGUAAAUACUCUCACCAUGGCUGCUUUCAGCCCACUGUGGGAACUGAAUGGGAAGGAAUGGGUAAGGUCCACUGCUUGGCCUGCCCUCAUCUUGUGCCCUGUCCCCCUUUACCCGCAUAGAAAACUGCCUCAGCAGACUGCAACACUUCCACCUUGCACUUUUAAAAACACUUUCCACAAUGGAAGUUGCCAUAAGUUUUUAGCAGCAAGAAGAUUCCAUUUACAAUGUACAAAGCUAAUGCCUCAACACUGCUAAACAUUAUUUCUUGCUUGUUUGGUGCAAGUACAAAAUUUGAACUUGAAAGGAAGGUGCCAGAGGGAUAAACCAAGAUGUGCUCUUGUUGACACCACAAACUCAGAAUAGACUGGGCAUAUGUUACCUCUGGCCCUAUCCAAAAGUACACAUGCAAAUUGGAACCACAGCCUUUCAGAACUUCCUCUCAAGAAGAAUGUCAUGAUUUUCCAGCUGCAGGAGGCCAGCCAGUACUUGACCUCCCUGGCUUUAUCCUAAAAAAAAAAAAAAAAAAGUAAACAUGGAGAUUAAGGCUGGGCAUAGCAGCUCACGCCUAUAACCUUAGCACUUGAGAGGCUCUAGGUGGGUGGUUGCUUGACCUCAAGAGUUUGAGACCAGCCUGACCAAGAGUGAGACCUUGUCUCUACUAAAAAUAGAAAAAUUAGCUGAGUGUGGUGGCUCACGCCGUAUUCCCAGCUACGCAGAGGCUGAGGCAGUAUUGCUUGAGCCUGAGAGUUUCGGGAUGCUGUGAGCCACAGUGAUGCUGCUGCACUCUAGUGUGGAGCAACAGAAUGAGACUGUCUUAAAAAUAUUAAAAAGAAUAGAGUAUAAUAGCAUCAUGUGGUACAAGGUGGUAUUUUUUAUUUUAUUGAUAUUUUUUGAGACAGAGUCUCACGUUCUUGCUGGGAUAGACUGCCCGGGUGUCACAGCUCACAGAAACCUCAAACUCUUGGGCUCAAGCAAUCCUCUUGCCUGAGCUUCCCAAGUAGGUGGGACUACAGGCACCCACCACAAUGCCCAACUAAUUUUACAGAAGUCUUGCUCUUGCUUAGGCUGGUCUGGAACUCCUUAGGUCAGCAACCCAUGUGCCUUGGCCUCCUAGAGUGCUAGGAUUACAGGCAUGAGCCACCCAGCCUGGCCUGUAGGUGGUAUUUUUAAAAUAAUUUUUCUUUUUAGUAGACAUAUAAUUGUAUAUAUUUAUGGGAAACAGUGUGAUGUUUUAGUACAUACACAGAUUGUGUCAUGCUCCAGUCAGGGUACUUAGCUUACCUGUCACCUCAAACGCUAGUCAUUUCUUUGUGGUGAGAACAUUCAGAAUGUCAUCCAGCUAUUUUGGAGUAUACAUUAUUGACUGUAGAAGGUGGUAUUGUUUUGUGAAACUGUUGGUAUGAAACGAUUUUUUACUGUGCAUCAUGGUCAGAAAAAUUUGGAAGCCGCUGGUAGACCGUUCCCAGGUUGGCACAUUGACUUGCAGACAACUACCCUUUUGUGCACGGGUGACCACCUACUUCCCUUUACGCUGCGGUUCUGCCUGGCUCCAAAACAAACGCUUCUGAGUAUCCGCGCGGCGUUCCCUUAGCGGGCCUCUGCCACCAGGUGGCGUCCGUGCCCCGCCAGGAGUGGGUUUUGCCGUCCUAGACUCCGACAGUCCACGUGGGUGAUUUUCCUUCUGGUGGAAUCCAGUUUAUUGGGACUAGAAGCCGUGACCUCAAAUAUAGUUCCCAGAGCAGAGCCCUAUUGGAGGGAUCAGGCUGUCUCUCCUAAGACAUCCAUUUAUCCCAGGCGACGCCCGUAGUUCAGUGGGUAGGAUGCCGGCCACAAACACCUAGGUUAGGUGGUUCGAACCCGGCCCUAGCCAGCUAAGACAACAAAGACAACUGCAACAAAAAAUAGCUGGGUGUUGUGGCGGGCGCCUGUAGUCCCAGCUACGUGUGAGGCUGAGGCAAGAGAAUCGCUUAAGCCUAGGAGUUUGAGGUUGCUGUGAGCUAAGACGCCACAGCCCUCUACCAAGGGCGACAUAGUGAGACUCCGUCUGAAAAAAAUAAAAAGAAAAAAGACAUUAGUGUUAAUUAAAUGUCUCCGUGUACCGCGAAGUCCUCGCCCCGGGGCCUACUUCCUGGUGGGAAGGACAGACAAGAACCAAAAUUCACAACCCAGUCAGUACAGGGAGGCUCCGGCCUGGGGCUUUAGAGAUGAGUUUCUGGCGCCCCACGCAGCGGUAGAAUCCUGCUCCGCCACCUGCUGGCUGUGUGAACUCUGGGCAGCUUUCUUAGCCUCCUAUGCCUUGAUUUUGCUGUAAUAUGGGAGUGAUAAUUGCAUCCACAAUCAUAGGGCUGUGUGAGCAGUGCACGAGUUAGCACUUACAGAGCAGUUACGUUUUUUAAACCAAUAGUUUAAAAUCCUCAAUUUACAGCUACCCGAACUGAGGAUGAAUUGGGGGUGGCGAUGGGGAAUUCCCAAAGUCACAAAUUUACCACUGCCCCCUACCCCACGAGUUAAGCCAGGGUCCAUUUCAUCUGUGUAGCGCUCUCUUGGGGGAGGAUCGGACCCAGCUCGUUUGCUGUCUGGGGCUGUCCUCUUCUAACAUUCUCCUGCAGCCAGAUUCUGGGAUAAAGCCACAGAUGACUGGGACACGCAGGCAGCAGGGGUCCAGGAGAAGGGGCAAAACUG